AUGGAGGUUAGACUGGAUUCUUUUUCUGCAUCAGCGGGUAGAUCCAGGUCUUCAAAUGGGUGCAACUUGGAUGGUGUGUUAUCCCACUAUGAAGAUGAAGUUCAGAUGUGGCACAGCUGGAAACCUUUUCCAGAAAACCUGCUCUGGACACGUGUUGAUUUCCAAAUUUCUCGUGUUGGACCCUGGAGCAACUGCUCCUCCUGUACUCACUACCCAUAUCUCAAGUCUUCUUACACAGAUAUGGAUCUCCUACGUUCAUGGCGCAGCAGCAGUUUCGGGAAUUUUGAUCGUUUUCGGAAUAAUUCUAUAUCAAAAGCAGAUGAUUCAACUGAGGUACAUGAAGGGGAACCCAUAAAUGAAAGUGGAGAACAAAAUAAAACUUCAAGUAAUGGAGGAGGUUUGGGUAAAAAGAUGAGAGCUAUUUCAUGGACAAUGAAGAAAAAAGUGGGUAAAAAAUACAUCAAAGCACUUGCCGAGGAAAAGGAUGAGGAAGAUGGGGCAGAUGCCCUCCCACAUCGGAACAGUGACCCUGUGAUCGGGACCCACACAGAGAAGGUCUCCCUCAAAGCCAGUGACUCCAUGGAUAGUCUCUACAGUGAGCAGAGCUCAUCAAGUGGAAUAAAAAGCUAUUCAGAUGGUACAAGUAACCGGGAAAGCUUUCGACUGGAUGAUGAUGGUCCCUACUCAGGACCAUUCUGUGGCCGUGCUAGAGUGCAUACUGAUUUCACACCAAGUCCCUAUGACACUGACUCCCUCAAAAUCAAGAAAGGAGACAUCAUAGACAUUAUCUGCAAAACACCAAUGGGGAUGUGGACAGGAAUGCUGAACAAUAAGGUGGGAAACUUCAAGUUUAUUUAUGUGGAUGUCAUCUCAGAAGAGGAAGCAGCCCCCAGGAAAAUAAAGGCACACCGAAGAAGUAAAAGGGAAAAACCCAAGACUCUGCAGGAGUUCUUAGAGAGGAUUCGCCUUCAGGAAUAUACCUCAACACUUUUGCUCAAUGGUUAUGAGACCCUAGAAGAUUUAAAGGAUAUAAAAGAGAGUCAUCUCAUUGAAUUAAACAUUGAAAACCCAGAAGACAGGAUGAGGUUACUAUCAGCUGCUGAAAAUCUCCUUGAUGAAGAUGCUAUUCAAGAGCAAGAAAAUGAACCUGUGCCCCUAUCCUUCAGCCCAGACAUCUCCUUAAAUAAGUCACAGUUAGAUGACUGCCCAAGGGACUCUGGUUGUUAUAUCUCAUCAGGAAACUCAGAUAAUGGCAAAGAAGAUAUGGAGUCUGAAAAUCUGCCUGACAUGGUACAGAAGAUUACUAUCACAGAGCCAAGUGACUGAACACACAUUCUGGACUAUAUAUCUAUCUACAGAUGCAUUCCAUUUUAACUCUCUUUGAGCUAAAAGAUCAAAUAGGAGAGGGAGAGAAAUAUUGUAAAUACAACGUAAAGUUAACAUAUUUUAAUCUGAAAUGAUUGUACAUAAAGUUUGUAUCUCUAACAUUUCUGAUUAUUAUAAAUAAGGCAUAUAUUUAUUAUUUUAAAUGCAAUAUGUUAAUAUUUCAUUUGCCUGUAUUAGAAAAAACAUAGUGUGAGCUUUUGGUAUGUGUGACAUAUGCUUUAUUUAGCUUUGUUGUAUAAGUACAAAAUGAUAGAAUCUGCAAAAAAAGCAAAAACUGUACUUUUUUCAUACCUGCCAGUUUUGAAUUUGUGUUAUUAGUGAAUUAAUAGUAACAUACGAUGUCUCUGUUGAACUGAUCUGUCCAUGCAGCAUCUAUACUCAUUUUUAUACUUAUUGAGAAAGUGUGAGUUAAUAUUGGAAACAUUUUAUCUUGAAACACAGUGGACUUUUAAUAAUUAUUUUUUGUUGAUUUCUUUACUCUGUUAUCUGGUAUAAAAGUAUAGCUGACAAUAUUGUCAUUAAUUAAUAUUUUUGUUAUUAAUUAAUUUUAAUAAUUGUGCAGAUGUUUUAUCUUUAAGUGUAAAUAUCUCUUUAAAUUUUGUCAUACCCCGAUGUUAAUAAAAAUAACUAUGCGCUUA
This is a messenger RNA of Galeopterus variegatus (Sunda flying lemur), 2024 nucleotides long. It is a transcript of the gene SAMSN1, whose product is annotated as SAM domain, SH3 domain and nuclear localization signals 1. Lineage: Eukaryota; Metazoa; Chordata; Mammalia; Dermoptera; Cynocephalidae. The transcript is spliced from 8 exons. The record is from RefSeq and is a predicted model, not a curated record. The coding region runs from base 1 to 1326 and encodes 441 amino acids. Gene Ontology annotation, molecular function: protein binding.